Molecule: messenger RNA, 1452 nt
Organism: Candida tropicalis MYA-3404
Lineage: Eukaryota; Fungi; Ascomycota; Pichiomycetes; Serinales; Debaryomycetaceae
Gene: HXK2
Product: hexokinase 2
Exons: 1
Coding region: 1-1452 (483 amino acids)
Biological process (GO): intracellular glucose homeostasis; glycolytic process; glucose 6-phosphate metabolic process
Cellular component (GO): mitochondrion; cytosol
Molecular function (GO): mannokinase activity; D-glucose binding; glucokinase activity
Source: RefSeq, a predicted model, not a curated record
AUGGUUCAUCUCGGUCCAAAACCAGCUCAACCAAGAAAGGGUACCUUCACUGAUGUCCCAAGUCAAUUGUUAGAAGCUAUCAAACCAUUUGAAAAGGAAUUUACCAUUUCUGGUGAAACUUUGAGAGCCAUUGUUGCCCACUUCAUCAAAGAAUUGAACCGUGGUUUGUCCAAACAAGGUGGUAACAUUCCUAUGAUUCCAGGUUGGGUCAUGGAAUACCCAACUGGUAAAGAAACCGGUAACUACCUUGCUAUCGAUUUGGGUGGUACCAACUUGAGAGUUGUUUUGGUCAAAUUAGGUGGUAACAGAGAUUUCGACACCACUCAAUCCAAAUUUGCUUUGCCAUCUCACAUGAGAACUGCCACUAAAGAUGAAUUGUGGGAUUUCAUUGCUAAAUGUUUGAAACAAGUUGUCGAUGAAGUUUUCCCAGAAGGUGUCACUCAACCAAUUCCAUUGGGUUUCACUUUCAGUUAUCCAGCCUCCCAAGACCGUAUCAACGAAGGUGUCUUGCAAAGAUGGACUAAAGGUUGGGCCAUUGAUGGAAUUGAAGGUCACGAUGUUGUUCCAAUGUUGCAAUCUGCUGUUAAAAAGGUUGGUGUUCCAAUCAAUGUUGUUGCUUUGAUUAACGAUACCACUGGUACCUUGGUUGCUUCCUUAUACACUGAUCCAGAAACCAAGAUGGGUGUUAUUUUCGGUACUGGUGUCAAUGGUGCUUACUACGAUGUUGUUGGUGAAAUUCCAAAAUUGGAAGGCAGAUGUGGCGCUGAUAUUCCACCAACUUCAUUGAUGGCUAUCAACUGUGAAUACGGUUCUUUCGAUAACGAACACUUUAUCUUGCCAAGAACCAAAUACGAUAUCCAAAUUGAUGCUGAAUCUCCAAAACCAGGUCAACAAACUUUUGAAAAGAUGAACUCUGGUUACUACUUGGGUGAACUUUUGAGAUUGAUCUUGUUGGAAUUGGCUGAUGAAAAGAAAUUGAUCUUUAAAGGUCAAAACAUUGAUAAAUUAAGAAAACCAUAUGUUAUGGAUACUUCUUUCCCAUCCAGAAUUGAAUUGGAUCCAUUCGAAAACUUGUCUGAUGUUGCUGAUAUCUUCCAAGAUGAAUUGGGUAUCCAAACCACUGAACCAGAAAGAAAGAUCAUCCGUCGUCUUUCUGAAUUGAUUGGUGAAAGAUCUGCCAGAUUAUCUGUCUGUGGUAUUGCUGCUAUCUGUCAAAAGAGAGGUUAUGAAACCGCCCAUAUUGCUGCUGACGGUUCUGUCUUCAACAGAUACCCAGGUUUCAAGGAAAGAGCUGCCAAGGCUUUGAGAGAUAUCUACCAAUGGCCAGCUACCCAAAAGGACCCAAUUGUCAUUGUUGCUGCUGAAGAUGGUAGUGGUGUUGGUGCUGCUAUUAUUGCUGCUUUGACCGAAAAGAGAUUGAAGGAAGGUAAAUCUGUCGGUGUUAUUGCUUAG